AUGAAUUUCAAAAACACAUUGUGGGGUAUCUGGCAAUGUUUAAAGCUGGCUUGGAGCGAAGGACAUCGUCGGAUCAUCAUUGAGUCGGAUUCAGCGGAAGCAAUUUCGGCUUUGGCAAAAACAAACCCACUGCACCCUCAAUUUAAUAUUUGUCAAGAAAUUUGGGAGCUAAUGGAAAGGAGUUGGGAGUGUGACCUUCAACAAAUCUGGCGGGAAGUUAAUGUCUGUGCUGAUAUGCUUGCAAAAGGGGCCCUUGGUAUGGAUGCUGGCAGGGAAUAUCUGGUAGAUGAGCCCUCUGUUCUGGCUACGGCUUUAGAAAGUGACAUAUUGGGGAUUGGUUCUUCUCGUAGUGUUAUUCUUUAG
Molecule: messenger RNA, 363 nt
Organism: Camellia sinensis
Lineage: Eukaryota; Viridiplantae; Streptophyta; Magnoliopsida; Ericales; Theaceae
Source: RefSeq, a predicted model, not a curated record